This is a messenger RNA of Rubroshorea leprosula, 2146 nucleotides long. The record is from the annotation of a GenBank genome assembly. Lineage: Eukaryota; Viridiplantae; Streptophyta; Magnoliopsida; Malvales; Dipterocarpaceae.
AGGUUGUUAAGUCUAGGAACUUCAACACUGUGUCGUUAAACCUUUAAUGGAGAGGGUAUGAUCAGGUGCAUUGCUACCCAUGUCCAUGAGCAACAAAAAGCUACCAUCUUUAACCUCUAACUUCCAUCUGAUCACUACUAUAAUCAAACAUUCUAUUCAGAGGGGCCAAAACACCCCAACAGACGUAAAUCCAACCCUAUGGCUCUAUCCAGAGGGGCAAAAGGCCCCACCAUUUUAGCCACGAAUCUCAUCAAGUCCUACUUUGAGAAGGGCUUGGUUGAUGAAGCACGGGUGCUGUUCGAUGAAUUGCCUGAGAGAGACGUGGUGGCAUGGACUGCCAUGAUUGCAGGAUUCAGUUCACGCAAUUAUCAUGUUCAUGCUUGGAAUGUGUUUUGUAGUAUGGUGAAGAUUGGGGUACAACCCAAUGCUUUUACUCUGUCUAAUGUGUUGAAGGUUUGUAAAUGCAUGAAGAGUGUUGCUUGUGGGGGCUUGGUUCAUGGGAUGGCUAUAAAACAUGGGUUGGAAGGGUCUAAUUAUGUGGGUAAUGCACUUAUGGACAUAUAUGCUGCCUCUUCUGGUAGCAUGGAUAAUGCAUGCAUGAUUUUUAGGGAUAUGAAAGAAAAGAGUGAGGCGUCUUGGACUACCCUCAUUGCUGGGUACACUCAUAGAGGUGAUGGCUAUAGUGGGCUCCAAGUCUUCAAGGAAAUGUUACUGGAGGAAGCAGAAUGGAAUCCUUAUAGUUUUUCGAUUGCAGCCAGAGCUUGUGCCACAAUUGGCUCACGAACUUUAGGCAACCAGAUACAUUCGGUAGUACGUAAAAGUGGGUUGGGAUCCAAUCUUCCUGUUAUGAAUUCUAUACUAGACAUGUAUUGUCGGUGUGGUUGUUUAUCUGAGGCAAAUCAAUACUUCAAUGAAAUGAGUCAGAAAGAUUUGAUCACAUGGAACACCUUAAUAGCUGGUUAUGAAAGACUAGAUUCCAGUGAGUCCCUUCGUGUAUUUUUGGAAAUGGAGCUAGAGGGUUUUGUUCCAAAUUGCUUCACAUUUAGCAGUGUUACUGCUGCCUGUGCAAAUUUGGCAAUAUUGAAUUGUGGGCAACAGGUUCAUGGAAGCAUUAUUCACAGAGGCUUUGAAGGCAACCCAGAGCUAGCAAAUGCACUGAUUGACAUGUAUGCCAAGUGUGGCAGCAUAGCCGAUGCACGCAAAAUUUUUAGUGAAAUGACUCACAGAGAUUUGGUCUCUUGGACUUCUAUGAUGAUUGGGUAUGGGGCACAUGGAUAUGGAAAAGAGGCAAUUGAGUUGUUUGAUGAGAUGAUCAGGUCAGGUAUCAAACCAGACAGGAUUGUCUUUGUGGCAGUUCUGAGUGCAUGCAGCCAUGCUGGACUUGUGGAUGAAGGCUUAAGGUAUUUCCAAUCAAUGAGGAGUCUUUAUAAUGUCACCCCAGAUCAGGAGAUAUAUGGGUGUGUUGUGGAUUUACUAGGGCGUGCUGGGAAAAUUGAGGAAGCUUAUAGAAUGAUACAGUGUAUGCCAUUUGAGCCUGAUGAAUCUGUUUGGGGUGCACUUCUUGGUGCUUGCAAGGCACAUAGACUCCCAAAAUUGGGGAAACUAGCAGCUUGGAGGGUAUUGGAUAUGAAGCCAAGUAUGGUAGGGACUUAUGUGAUGCUGUCAAAUAUCUAUGCUCGAGAAGGUAAGUGGGCAGAGUUUGCGAAAUUUAGAAAGUUGAUAAGAGGAAUGGGAAACAAGAAAGAAGCAGGACAGAGUUGGAUUGAGGUAAGAAAUGAGGUUUAUAGCUUUGUUGUUGGUCAUAAGGUCGGCUCUCAUAUAGAUUGCGUGUACAGAGUUUUAGAGUUGUUGAUUCUGCAUAUGCAAGAAGCAGGUUAUGUGCCUGAUCUAGAUUGUUUGAUGCAUGAUUUAGAAGAUGAAACUUAAAGAAAAGGGAAGCUAACAAGAUCAGAAGACUUCCUUAUUUAUACCAACAUUGUGGCUGAAGAUAAUUUGAUAGUGAUGAAAAACCCUGAUGUUAGGUAGUAUGGAGACAGAAUAAUUACCAUUACAGUGGGAUUUUCUCUUGAGAAGAGGUUUGAGUUGGUUGGUUUCAACCACAGGAAAGCGAAAAAAAAAAAACGAAAAAUAAAGAAAAGUCCUACAG